Microplitis mediator is the source of this 2587-nucleotide messenger RNA. RefSeq names its product guanine nucleotide-binding protein G(o) subunit alpha (gene Galphao). The record is from RefSeq and is a predicted model, not a curated record. The transcript is spliced from 10 exons. The coding region runs from base 1162 to 2226 and encodes 354 amino acids. Gene Ontology annotation, cellular component: heterotrimeric G-protein complex. Gene Ontology annotation, molecular function: G protein-coupled receptor binding; G-protein beta/gamma-subunit complex binding; GTPase activity. NCBI's taxonomy places the organism in Eukaryota, Metazoa, Arthropoda, Insecta, Hymenoptera, Braconidae. Gene Ontology annotation, biological process: adenylate cyclase-modulating G protein-coupled receptor signaling pathway.
GUGAAUAUACGCGUCUAGCACUAGCUGCUGGUGUUGCUGCUACUGCUGCUGUCAAAAGUUCACGAGUCGAUUUUUUAUCUCUCCUAUUGUAUCAUAUCCUAUCCGUUUCCCCGCAACUCUUAUAAAUUUAAAAUAAUUAAAAUUAAAAUUAAAAUUUAAAUUUAAAUUUAAAUUCAAAUUCAAAUUAAUAAGCGGCAAUUAAAUAACAAUAAUAAUAAAUCCUGAUCUUGAUCUUCGUCAGAAUCUCGUGAGUGUCAAAGGAAAGUUUAAAUAAAAAAAUCCAUCUACACCCGUCGUACUCGUGGACGGCUCGCGAGUAAUAGGGGGUGACUUUUUACCUUUAAUAUUUAAAUGGAUAAAUUAAUCGCGGGUGUGGGGAAACGGUGUGAGGAGUUUUAGUUUAUUGUAAAACUGUUCGGUAGUGAGUUAUAUUUUAUUUAUAUUUAUACUAUUGAUAUUAUUUUUUAUACAUUACCCCAGUUAAAUAUAUAAUAAAUUAUUUUUAAGUAACAUUUAAACUCGGGAGAUAUUUAAGCGAGUGGUGACAGAGAGAAAACGUCGAGGGGCUGUGCCGGUCCGGAGUUUCCUCUGAAUUAUCGAUCAAAUACAACACACUAACCACCGAGUUUAAAACUACCCCUCAUAUUUAAAUAAAUAUAUAUAUAUAUAUAUAUAUAUAAAAAAUUACCAAUUAAAAUAAUAAUUAUUACUAUUAAAUAAUUAAUUAUUCAAACGAGUGCAGUGUGUGCUAACGUGCAAAUGUAUCGCGUAUUUAAAUAUUGACGUGACAUUCAUUUGAAUCGGGUUUCGCGGACCAAUCCAACUUGCCAAUGAUUUUAUCAAAUCAAUAAAAAUAUAAGGGUGACUAAAUGAUUAUUUGAAGAAGUUUUUCUGUGAAUCAGGUGCACGACAUAUAUAUUGAUACAUAUAUAUAAGUAUAUAUUGAAUAGGGUAGUAAGAAGUACGGGUGUAACGGGAGUAGGAAGAAAAGAGAGGGAGAGACGUCACGUAGGUGUCGUAGAAUAAUAUAUAAUAAAAUAAAAGAGUGGUGUUGGUGUGGUGUUACUAGGAGUACGUAGUGGCGGGGGCUCUGCCGUCCCGCGAUAGGGGUGAAAAUAAAAAGAGACGGGGGUGGCGUUUGUGAAAGCAACGUGUAGUAAAAUGGGCUGUGCCAUGUCUGCGGAAGAGCGGGCCGCUUUGGCCCGCAGCAAACAGAUCGAAAAAAAUCUUAAGGAAGAUGGAUUGCAAGCUGCCAAGGACAUCAAACUUCUACUUCUUGGAGCUGGAGAGUCUGGAAAAAGUACGAUCGUGAAACAGAUGAAAAUCAUUCACGAGAGUGGAUUUACACCGGAAGACUUCAAGCAGUACAGGCCUGUUGUGUACAGCAAUACGAUACAAUCAUUAGUUGCUAUUUUAAGAGCAAUGCCAAAUUUGGAAAUUAAUUUUUCAUCAAAUGAACGACAGACUGAUGGUAAAAUGGUAUUUGACGUCAUCCAACGAAUGGAAGACACAGAACCAUUUAGCGAAGAAUUAUUAGCUGCUAUGAAGAGGCUGUGGGCUGAUGCCGGUGUGCAAGAAUGUUUUGGCAGAAGUAAUGAGUAUCAAUUGAACGAUUCCGCUAAAUACUUCUUGGACGACUUGGAUCGACUAGGAGCCAAAGACUAUCAGCCAACGGAGCAAGAUAUUCUGAGGACCCGAGUCAAAACAACGGGAAUAGUUGAAGUACACUUUUCUUUCAAGAACCUCAACUUUAAAUUAUUUGAUGUGGGCGGUCAGCGAAGUGAGCGUAAAAAAUGGAUACACUGCUUUGAAGACGUCACGGCAAUUAUCUUCUGUGUGGCAAUGUCUGAAUAUGAUCAAGUUUUACAUGAAGAUGAGACUACGAAUCGGAUGCAAGAGAGUCUUAAAUUAUUCGACUCAAUAUGCAACAACAAAUGGUUCACGGACACUUCGAUUAUUUUAUUUUUGAAUAAAAAAGAUUUGUUUGAAGAAAAGAUCCGUAAGUCAUCGCUUACUAUCUGCUUCCCCGAAUACAACGGAGCUCAAGAGUACAGUGAAGCUGCGGCGUACAUUCAGGCGCAAUUUGAAGCGAAAAAUAAGUCGACCACAAAGGAGAUCUACUGCCACAUGACCUGCGCUACGGACACAAACAACAUUCAAUUUGUGUUUGACGCAGUAACAGACGUAAUUAUCGCCAAUAAUCUUCGUGGUUGCGGUCUUUAUUAGAAAUUUAUUAUUAUUAUUAUUAUUAUUAUUAUUAUUAUUAUUACCAUAACUAUUAUUAAUAAUAAUAAUGAACUAUUACUAUCACUAUUAUUUGGUUAUAAAACAGUAAGCGCGAAAAAAAUACAGACGUAUGUUUAAAAAAAAAAACAUCGAUCGUCUAGCAGCUACGGUUCAUCUGCGUGCUAAUCGAUUAAUUGUCAUCACGUGAGUAAUUAUCUUAAUUACUUGCAAUCAGUAUCGCACGUGUAACUCGUGCUUCUAAUUCUCAGUAAAUAAAAAUAAAUAAUAAUAUUAACAAUAAAGAAAAAAAAAUGAAAGAUUUAACAAGGACUUAAAAUGCUUUAAAUUAAAAUUUUAAUUU